CCCAGAAACAGCAAGAAUGCCCCCGCAGGUCACUGUUCAGUCACAACAUAACACAGUGUCCCACUUGCUUUUUCUCAGCAGCGGUUCCAGUGUUAAAGUUUGGCUGUAGGACCCAAGAGGGUUGAGAUUGCAGUGUUGAACUGGGUACAGAAUCCUAACUCUUCUACCUGGGGCCUGCAGAAGCUGGGCCAGGACCCCACUGUGCCCCAUGUACCCCAGGCCUUCCCUUCUUUGAUGUCUUGGCUUCUUGGGACAUGCUGUGUUGUGUUAUUCAUCUCUUUCCCAAGUGCUUUUCCCAGACUUGCCUUGUCCCUGUCUCUCUUUGAAAUGCACCUCGUAGUGAGUGACCUUUCCAGGACUGUUAGCCCUCCGCUCAGCCUCUUGCUAGGGGAAUUUAAUCUGCUGGCGCUGCAGUUGUUUCUGUGCCUUUUAUUAGACACACUUUCUCACUAGGCACCCUACGACCUUUAAAUUCAACUGAGCUAUCGUACGGAAAGUAGCCAGCAUCGGCUUCCUCUAAUGAGGAACUUUACUGAGGUUGGAGGGAGGAUAAAGGAAGUCCAGCGUGUUCCUGCAGGGCUGGCACAACUUCUAGUUCCCUUUGUCUUGAAGUGCUUCAGGAGUCCCAGCUCAAGUGUUUGGACGAGGUGCAUAUAGGAGAGAGGGUCUCUGAGCUCUCCUCCCUUGUCACAUUGCAGUCUCUCCCCUUGGCUUGCUAAACUCUUGCCAGCACCUGCCUGGAGCUGCAGCUGGAUCCAGAAUUGUGUUUUGGACUUGCAUUUAGCCGUUAGCUCCGCUGCUGUGGAAGUGCUUUGUGCAUCUCUCUGCCUGUGGGUUUCUUUGACACUCUGUGCUGCUGGCAGUGCCCGAGCCCCUGCAGGCUCUCCCAGCAUUUGCUGAAGGUCCCAAGUCUCACCUGGGGCUGACCAGCGCACAAGUCUCUUGCUUUUAGACCCCCCCUGCCUUGCACUAGUGCUGGAGUUCAUGAGCUAUAAAAAGUCUUCCCUUUGCCAUUUGGAGUUAUGUUCUGCAGCCUCAGCACAUCCAGGCACUGCAGGACUCUGCAGCCUCGGGGAGCUGCUGCUGUGCAGCGGCCUGGGGAAAAGAACGAGGUGGGGGGGUGACUUGCAGCCUCAGUGCUUGACAGAGCCCGCAGAGCAGAGCAGUGCUGUGACAGCAGUAUUCAAAUGCUAGCAAGGAGCUCUGGGAGGAGAGCACCGCUCGGUGCCAACAGCUGCCCUAGUGCUUUUGGAGGAGAUGGCCUCCUAAAAUCCUCUUGAAGGAGGAUCUCCGGCUGUGAGCACAGGCUGGGCUCUCAGGAAGGGUGCCGAGGCCUCCGAACGCCUCAGUGCCGGAGCGGGACUUGCGCGGCCUUCGCUCCAUCCCGUGUGCAGCUGAAGACAAAUCCCCUCAGGGCUGCUGGCGCCUCAACCUCCCGCAGGGCAGCCUGUGCUGCGUGCCUCAAGGCGGAAAGGGCCCAGCUGAGAAAAAUCAGUAUCAAGGGAGGUGCUGAGGACAGCGGGCCCCUGGGGAAGGUGCCUGCAGAGGCGGGGGGCAGCAGCCCGGGGCUGCCGUGGCCCGGGAGGCUGCGGUGGGCGCCGAGCGCCUGACGCGACGCCUGAGGUGAAAGAGCGACGGCGCCGCCCCCCCCGCCGCGAGGGGGCGCCGCAGUUCCCGCCUUGAACUUCCCGCCUCUGCGGACUACACAUCCCAGCAAGCAGCGCGGCGGUGCCCGCCCCCAGCUCCCACGUGACGCGGGGAGGGCGGGGCGCUAGGCGGAAGCGCACCGCAGCGGAACGGCGUGCCGGUGGUACCGGAGCCCGGCGGCGCAGGCUCAACCAUGGUAUCCGGCAAGCAGUUAGCCGACUUCGGCUACAAGGCCUUCUCCGGUUCCAUGAUGCUGCUGACGGUCUACGGCGGGUACCUGUGCGGCGUCCGCGCCUACCGACUCCUCCAGCGCCGCCGGGAACGGCAGGCCGUGACCGGCUCCGAGAACUGAGGGCGGCCUGGGACCCGGCCCCGCGUUUCCCGGCUCGGCUCCCAGGGCCUCCGCAGGCCGGGAGGGGGGAUGGAGCCCAAUAAAAGCCCUGUGAAAACACCCAAA
Harpia harpyja (harpy eagle) is the source of this 2104-nucleotide messenger RNA. Its product is annotated as cytochrome c oxidase assembly protein COX14 homolog. The record is from RefSeq and is a predicted model, not a curated record. The coding region runs from base 1841 to 1999 and encodes 52 amino acids. Gene Ontology annotation, cellular component: mitochondrion. The transcript has 2 exons. Lineage: Eukaryota; Metazoa; Chordata; Aves; Accipitriformes; Accipitridae. Gene Ontology annotation, biological process: mitochondrial respiratory chain complex IV assembly.